AUGGUGCUCAUCCAGUGCUUGACAGCUGUGCUUCUACUGCUGCUUGAUCUCUGUGCAGGACAAAGGAUGGUGUCCAUUCAAAAAGGACGUCUUUAUCGGGCAAGAAGCUACCACAUCACCAUCUGGUGUAAUGUCAGUGGCUAUCAGGGGCCAUCAGAGCAGAAUUUCCAGUGGUCCAUUUAUCUGCCAUCUGCCCCAGAAAAGGAAAUACAAAUUAUUAGCACUAAUGACAACUCCUUCUCCUUCAUUAGAUACACCCAACCAGUCAAAAGUGGGAGAAUUUACAUAGAAAGGAUCCAAGGGGAUUCUGUCCUAUUGCAUAUCAAAGAGCUCCAGGAUCAGGAUGCUGGCGAGUAUGAAUGUUCCACCCCCAGCACAGACAGUCAAUACUUGGGGACUUACAGUGCCAAAAUGGAUCUCUCAGUAAUCCCAGAUAUGCUUUCUGCUGCCAUGAAGCCGCAGGUUCUCACCCGAGUUCAAGGGGACUCAUUAGAACUCAUUUGUGAGGUGUCAACAGCAACAGCUCAACACACUCACCUCUCUGUUGCUUGGUACCUUCUUAAAGAAGAUCAUAAUGGACAAGCCCAGAAGAUCAUUUCCCUGUCGAGAGAUUUUGUCUUGAUCCCAGGAUCCUUAUACACUGAGAGGCUUUCCUUAGGAGAUAUCCGAGUAGACAAAAUUGGGGACAAAAUAUAUAAACUGUCCAUUGUCAAUAUACAACCCUUGGACCAGGGGGAGAUGUAUUGUGAAGCAGUGGAGUGGAUUCAAGAUCCUGAUGAAACAUGGAAAGAUAUUGCCCGGAAGCAGACAGAGAGAACAUCACUGACUGUCAGAAGCCUAGAUAAAAAUAUCUAUGUUAAGAUCUCUGCUGCGGAGACAUCGCUUGUUGAAGGAAAUGUCCUGCAACUAAGUUGCACUGUUGAAAGCCAGAAUACACAGUACAGAUGGUUCCAACUGGCUUGGCUCCACCGUGGUAUGGUAGUGGCAAGUAUAGAUCAGUACGGGGCCUUGACCCUUCAAAAUAACAAUCAGGACAGAUACAGCAUGGGAAAGCUCCAAGUGAUGAAACCAACCAAUGACAAGUACAUCCUCAGAAUAAAUGAGGUAGAACUCAGUGACAAAGGCCCAUACAGCUGUGAGGUGUCUGAAAUUGAGAAGGCUCCCACUGGCACAUUCACUAGAACACAACAAAGCUCUUCACCAGGCAUCGAUAUACAUGUGAAGCUUAGAGAAAGCCACUUGAAAUUGUUUCUGUGGGUCAAUGAAGAACAUAUCAUAGAAGGAGAAGCUUUGAUCUUCCAUUGCAAUGUGAGCAUAACUGAUAAUUCUCUAUCUGUAAACUGGUGGCAUAUUCAGAAAGCGAGAGAUCUUACUGAGCUUAUAGUCAGCAUGGAUCAAGGUGGCAGGCUAAAGAUAGGCACUUCUUACCUGGAACGUGGUGCUCACGGUGACCUCAGGGUAGAAAAGGUGGACGCUUCCACAUUUAUAUUGGCCAUAUACAACACUUCAGCAUCAAGUGAUACUGGGCUCUACCGCUGUGAAGUGUCAGAGUGGGCCAAGGGUCGGAGCUGGAAACACACUCAAGAAAUCUCAACUACAGUUGAACCACUGGGGCUGAAUUUGAAAGCUGUAACAAUCAGCAGAGUUGCAAAUGUAAAACUGCAGGAAGAUUUUGAACUGUUCUGCAAAGUGUCUCCUGACCACAUCACCAACAAAGCACCUCUAUCCAUCACCUGGCAAUUCCGGCCCAGCUCAGAUCUAGUAGGCAGCUAUCAGCAAGUGGUCAGAAUCACAGCGGAAGGAACCAUUGAAUGGGGACAGGCCCAUUUGCACCUCCAGAAGAAAAUCAAGAUUUCCAAAUCAUCUUCCUUAUCUCGGCUCCUCAUCCAUAGUGCCUCAUGGCAGGAUGCAGGGAUGUAUAGGUGUGAGGUAGAAGCCUGGAGGAACUCCCAGCAAGUCAGAGACUCAGCUUUGCCAGAUGUUGCAGCAGUAGCCUCUAAUUCAGUUGAGAUAAAGGUAACUAAACCUGAAAGCAAACUGCGAGUCAACAUGGAUGCUAAAUCUCUGGAAAUCUCUGGCAAUGAAGAUAUAGAAAUUGAAUGCAAAAUCAUCUCAUUGACCAAAGAGAAUUCUCAGUUAGGAGUUAUGUGGUACUUUGUCCCACUUUCUGUUGUGCCUGCAGCUCCACAGCUGAUUAUAAGAAGCAAUUACAGCAACAUCCUGGAAUAUGGGGAAGCAUUUGAUUCCCUUCAGCAGAAAUCCAGAUUCCAUAGUGAGAAGGUCUCCAGCCACCUGUAUCAGCUGCGCAUUUUGUCAGUGAAUGAGGAUAUCAGUGGCGGAUAUUACUGUAUAGUACAAGAGUGGAUCUGGUCAUUAGAUAGUGGUUGGUAUGAACUUGGAAAGAUGGAAUCAGGAAGAACCAUGGUGCAUUUCAAACGUUCAGACUAUAAGCCACAGAUUGAAAAAGCAAACCACAGCAUCACUGCAACUGAAAAUGAGGAUGUGACCCUGAAGUGCAUCUUGCAGAGCCCAAUGCAACACACCUCUCGCUUCUCUAUCAGUUGGUUCAGAGUGUCACUCCGUAACAAUACAGAACCCCUGGUAAAAAUGAAGCACAAUGGUGUCAUUGAAUAUAGCACUGGGAAACUGGCACGGAGGUUGCAUCUCCACUGCCCAUCUGUUGGAGACUUUCGUCUGACACUGCAAAAUGUGGAGCUGGUCGAUGCUGGGAUGUUCUACUGUCAGGUGGAAGAGUGGCACGCAAUCAACUGUAGCACUCAAGUUCAUUACGCAGCUGAGCCAUCAGGAUAUAGUCAGCUGGUUGUGCUUCCUUUGGCAGGGUUAACCAAUUCUACCGAGAUCUGUACUCCUUCAUCACUCUUCCACUUCAUUUUACUAUAUCCCCUGGUUCUGCUUCUUAUCCUGGUGGCUGUCUUCCUCUUCUUGCGCUUCAAAAACAAGAAAAAACAGAAGCUGAAGCUGGAGAAAAAACAAUAUAUUGGGGAAGGAAUUAGAAUGACACCAGUCCAGUUAAAAGCCAGUGAUGAAAAUAGUGACUGUUUUCAAUAAACCAUUAUUGAAGUAGAUGAGUCUGUUCAACGUUUUAUAGGUUGCAAAUAGCUUUUUUAAAAUUAUUCAUAGUGUAAUGUGAUAUCAGCAAGCUAGCCUAUGCCCAUCUGACCUAGGGUGUUGCAAAAGACUCUAUAAACAUUUUAAUGUGCCUAAGACAACCUAUUUUUGUAAUCAAUUAAGUAUUCCUAACUAUACCUUAGAAAGCCUCAGAUGGAAGCCGUCUGCAGUACUUGAAUAAAACUGUUUUUAAGCCUU
Molecule: messenger RNA, 3327 nt
Organism: Hemicordylus capensis (graceful crag lizard)
Lineage: Eukaryota; Metazoa; Chordata; Lepidosauria; Squamata; Cordylidae
Gene: CD101
Product: CD101 molecule
Exons: 9
Coding region: 1-3069 (1022 amino acids)
Source: RefSeq, a predicted model, not a curated record